Molecule: messenger RNA, 2101 nt
Organism: Cricetulus griseus (Chinese hamster)
Lineage: Eukaryota; Metazoa; Chordata; Mammalia; Rodentia; Cricetidae
Source: RefSeq, a predicted model, not a curated record
AGAGUGGGGCAGCCUCCUUCCACUCUCUCAGCCUCCACAUGCAGGACUUCGUCAAGCUGCUCGGGUUGAGACAGCGGCGCGAAGUGGUGGGCAGAAGCGCCAUCUUCGGCGGGGAGCAUUUCGUGCUGGAGGAAACCGACUGGUACAUGCUGAACCUCUUCCGACUCUGGUGGCACUACGGCAUCAGCUUCCUGAGGCUGCAGAUGUGGGUGGAGGAAGUCUUGGAGAAAUUCAUGAGGAUCUACAAGUACCAGGCUCAUGGAUAUGCCUUCUCGGGCGUAGAAGAACUGCUCUACUCACUGGGGGAGGCCACCUUUGUCAACAUGACCCAGCGUUCAGUGGCCGAGUCCCUGCUCCAGGUGGGGGUCACACAGCGCUUUAUUGAUGAUGUUGUCUCUGCUGUCCUACGGGCCAGCUAUGGCCAGUCAGCAUCAAUGCCUGCCUUUGCUGGAGCCAUGUCACUAGCUGGGGCUCAGGGCAACCUGUGGUCCGUGGAAGGGGGCAACAAGCUGGUUUGUUCUGGUUUGCUGAAGCUCGCCAAGGCCAGUGUGAUUCAUGCCACAGUGACUUCUGUGACCCUGCACGCUACAGAAGGGAAAGCCCUGUACCAAGUGGCGUAUGAGAGUGACAAGGGCAACAGCUCUGAGUUUUACGACAUCGUGGUCAUCGCCACACCCCUGCACCUGGACAACAGCAGCAACAACAUCACCUUUGAAGGCUUUACUCCACCCAUUGAUGACAUUCAGGACUCUUUCCAGCCCACCGUGGUCUCCCUGGUCCAUGGCUACCUCAACUCUUCCUACUUUGGUUUCCCCGACCCUAAGCUUUUCCCCUUCGCCAACAUACUCACCACAGAUUUCCCAAGCUUCUUCUGCACUCUGGACAACAUCUGUCCUGUCAACAUCUCAGCCAGCUUCCGGCGUAAGCAGCCCCAGGAAGCGGCAGUGUGGCGAGUGCAGUCCCCGAAGCCCCUUUUCCGGACUGAGCUGAAGACCCUCUUCCGUUCCUAUUACUCAGUCCAGACAGGGGAGUGGCAGGCAGAUUGACCAAAAGGACUUAAUCCAUAAAGUCAAGACUGAACUGUGAGGGUUCCAGAGAGAGUCCAAGAACUCUGUCCCACACUGAAGAUAGAGCCCACUCCAGCAGCACAGGACUGACGAGGCCACAUUCAUGGGCUGCUCCGCUCUCUCUGUCCUCAUGUACUGAGCAGAUGUUCCCCCAUGUGGGUCCAGGUGACCUACUAUCUGCCUAAGGAUCCUCUUAGAGGCUGCCUUUUUUUUUUUUUUUUUUUUUUUUUUUAAAGGGAGAGAUUAAGAAACGGGAAGGGAAUUCAGGUCAGUGGUUUUGGAUUUUUUGUUUUUGGUUUUUUUUUUUGGGGUUUUUUUUUUUGGUUUUGGUUUUUGGUGGGGUGUUUUUGUUACUGUUCAAGAAGAAAUAAAAAUCCAUCCUCCUCCAAACCACUUCAGACUUCAUUUUCUCAGUAGAAGCCAAAAUGACUGUGAGAAGGAAUAUAAAGCAAAGAACUCAAUUUUCUCUCGUUUCCGUCUUCCAUUACCAACUUCCCUAAUGCACAGCCUACAGCAAAACAUUCACAACCAGCUACUUAAGAGAAGGCAAGAUCAGAAAAUGUCAGCAUUUGGAUGAACCAUCUGGUGCGGGUUCUAGUUCAGAAUGUCUUUAGAGACCAUCACCACACCUCCUGGCAACACUGCCCAUGACUGAUAGGACAUUUCCCCGACAUUGAUAUCUGUAGAGCUCUGGGCUACCUGUCAAUUGAGCAGGUAGAAAAAUGGAGACAAGUUGAGCGAUAGAAAGAAAGGAAGCUUUGAUAGCCCCUGAAGGGAUUGGCCGUUCUCUUUAAUUAAGGGUACAGGAGUCGUGAUGGAUCUGGCUUGCAAAGGAGGCAAGUCCUGGUAGAGUAGAGAGUGGUCCUACCACACCCCUGAAUUCCCCACCACCACCACCAGCAGGGGAAAGGAUGGUAUGGGAUGGAAUUCUUUGGAGGUUAAUCUGGUGCUUUCUCUGGCACUACCUUCAUCGAGAGAGAAUUGUGCUUUGCUUUUUCUGUAACUAUAAAGAUCAGUGGUAGAGUGCUUGCUUA